Glycine soja is the source of this 1764-nucleotide messenger RNA. RefSeq names its product transcription factor bHLH71-like. The record is from RefSeq and is a predicted model, not a curated record. Gene Ontology annotation, molecular function: DNA-binding transcription factor activity, RNA polymerase II-specific; RNA polymerase II cis-regulatory region sequence-specific DNA binding; protein dimerization activity. Bases 592 to 1503 code for a protein of 303 amino acids. NCBI's taxonomy places the organism in Eukaryota, Viridiplantae, Streptophyta, Magnoliopsida, Fabales, Fabaceae. Gene Ontology annotation, biological process: regulation of transcription by RNA polymerase II. The transcript has 3 exons.
CCCAAAACGGAUUUGAAUGUGAUGAGUAGCUAUUGCAAAGCUUGUUCUGUUGUUUUUAUGCUUAUUUCUAUAUAGAUUUGGGUCCCCCACCUUACUCUUCAUUGGCAUAAGCUGUGCCAGUGUAAUUGACAGCAUCUUUGAAAUUGGGAAGGAAACCAAAGCAAGGAUGUGUGAGGAGCCUGUUUCCUUUUACUACACCUUUCUGAUUCCUGAAAAGCACAAGACCUUUUCUGCCCCUUCUCACGUGCUGCGUAUCCUCUAAUCUUUGGUUUUUUUUUUUUUUCAUAUCCGAAUUAACCACUUUAUCAAGAGAUUUAUAUCUGUCACACAUUUUGCUCAACCAACUGAGUUAGAUUUUGGUGUUAUCCUUUGAUAUAAACUAAGCUCUUUCAUUUUUCCAAUAUUAAAACUUCCAGCUUCUUCCUUCCUCUGUGACUCAAACUGCAUCAACCAAGUUAGUGGGAUUUUCUAUAAAUUGUUGUCAAUUUGUCAUGUCAUGUAUAUGAGAAACUCAUGAAAACUCUGGUGGUGACUUAUUAGUUCUCUCGGCAAGUAAGGAUUUCAAACAAACUAAAGUUGAAGAGAGUAUAAAUGACUUUGGAAACUCUUCAAUCCAAUGAGUUCUCCAACUUCAUUAUCUAUGACACUAUCUCUGCAACUCCAUUUAGCAGCCAUGGCUCCCCAGAGGCUAGUUUCUUGGAAAGUUUUGUGAACUAUCAGGAGCAGCAUGACCACCCUACAUUUGAUAAUUGCGCAAUGAGGACCCGAAAGCGUGAAGCCAGCGAACCAGAAAGCAUUGGCCGGAGGCAGAAUUCGGUGGCAGUGCAAGGGAGGAAGAAGAGGAGAAGGAAGCCAAGGGUUUGCAAAAACACGGAAGAGGCUGAGACACAAAGGAUCACACACAUUACAGUGGAAAGAAACCGCCGGAAGCAGAUGAAUGAGCAUCUUGCUGUCCUUCGUUCACUCAUGCCGGAGUCCUACGUCCAAAGGGGUGACCAGGCCUCUAUAGUGGGUGGUGCCAUAGAGUUUGUAAAAGAGCUGGAGCACCUCUUGCAAUCACUUGAAGCUAGAAAGCUGCAACUUUUGCACCAAGAAGUGGCACAAACCAAUGAAAAUACGGCCAUUUCCAAACUCAUGCAACCUCCUUUUGCACAUUGUUUUUCGUAUCCACAGUACACAUGGUCCCAGACUCCUAACAAAUACACAUCCAAGACCAAAGCUGCCAUAGCUGAUAUCGAGGUUACUUUAAUCGAGACCCAUGCAAAUCUUCGAAUUCUCACCAGGAGAAGCAGCCACGGGCAGCUAACAAAGUUAGUAGCUGGUUUUCAAACGCUGUGCCUCACCGUCCUACAUCUUAAUGUCACCACCAUAGACCCUUUGGUGUUCUAUUCCUUCAGUGCUAAGGUUGAAGAAGGAUUCCAACUUGGUUCAGUAGAUGGUAUUGCAACGGCAGUCCAUCAUUUGCUUGCAAGAAUUGAAGAAGAGGCUUCCCUUUGCUGUUGAUCAGGUUCAUCUGGGGACACGAGAUUUUAGUGAAAUGACCAAAUCAACCAUCUACACCAACCUCAACAGAGAGAGAGGGGGGAAAGAAUAUUUGCUAAUGGCUUUAGUUUUUUAUUUUUGUUUGUUUGAUGUCCAACUGAUGUGUUAAUGCUAAACUUUAGUUGCAGUAGAUGAUGGUGUUUUUUAAAAGUUGCUUCAAGCAAGUACAACUAAAAAUCAAAUGAAAAAGAAUGUUGAUACAGUUUAUCUCGUUUGCAGUUA